AUGUCUGCCAAUACAGAACCGCUCACUGACGCCCAGAAGGAGCACUUUAGAACGACAGGCUGGUUGAAGCUGAGCAAUUGCUUCACAAAGGAACAAGCAGAAUGGGUCACCAAGGACGUCUGGACUCGACUGGGCAUGGACCCCAACGACAAGUCAACCUGGAAGCAGGUAACAAACAUGCCUCAUCACCGCACCUUUGAUGCUUCCGAAUACGCGCCCAAGGCAUGGGCCGCCAUCUGCGAGCUGUGCGGCGGCGAGGACCGGGUGGCACCCGAGUCAAAGGAGUGGAGGGACUCUCUCAUCGUCAACCUGGGUAGCGAGGAAUACGAGGGAACAGAGCCCGAUCCCAAGGAACUGGGCAUCUGGCACGUCGACGGCGACUUCUUCGUCCACUAUCUUGACUCCCCGGAGCAAGGUCUGCUCGUGAUUCCGCUCUUCACGGACAUUGUCCCCGGCGGCGGGGGGACCUUUAUCUGUCCCGAGGCGAUGGCCGGGGUCGCACGGCAUCUAUACGAGCACACGGACGGGGUCUCGCCGCGGAUGGUACCCAGAGACGAUCCCGAUUUCUCAAGGGAGAAGAACCUCGACUGGUUCAACGAGCUCGCGCGGAGCUGCGGUGACUUUGUCGAGGCUCACGGGGAGGUAGGGGACGUGUAUCUCUUGCAUCCGUUGAUGCUCCACAGCGCCUCGAGGAACCCGCUGCGGCGGCUGCGUAUCAUCACGAAUCCACCGGUAUUCUUGAACCAGCCUCACGUCUUUGAUAGGGCGGAUGGUUUGUACAGUCUUGUGGAGCAGGCCACCCUGAGGUUGUUGGGCGUCGAGUCGCUGCCCGGAUGGAAGAUAACGGCGCCACGGGAGCAAGUCAUCCCAGAGAGGCUCAAGGUUCAGUAUCGGAUGAAGCAGGAAGAGAUUAAGCGUCUCGCAGCGAUCGCGUCUUAG
Messenger RNA from Colletotrichum abscissum, 939 nucleotides. RefSeq lists its product as uncharacterized. Lineage: Eukaryota; Fungi; Ascomycota; Sordariomycetes; Glomerellales; Glomerellaceae. The record is from RefSeq and is a predicted model, not a curated record. The coding region runs from base 1 to 939 and encodes 312 amino acids. The transcript has a single exon.